AUGCUGAUUAUCUCAAUCGUUACCAGUGCAAUACUUUAUCAGUCAUGUGCUGCAUUUUCAUUGUUUGGAUUUAUUCAAAGAAACCAAUGCGUAGGGGCAGUAGGACAGUUAAUGUGUAAUGGACGACCAUCUCCUAAUGUUACUGUAAUAUUAUACGACGAAGACUAUUUAAGUAAUAAUGAUUUGAUGCAACUAGGACUUUCAAAUGGAACUGGUCAUUUUGCAAUCUACGGCUGUGCACUUGAUAUGCCAGAUAUAGUUCCGAAAAUACAUAUAUAUCAUCACUGCAAUGUGCAAGAUCAAAAAAGCCCACUUUAUUUGGAGAUGUUUAUACCUUAUCGCUAUAUUGCUAUAAUACCAAUACCACCAACUACAGAUAUAAGAGAGAUAAUAAAGACAAGUACAUAUGACUUCGAUAUCAUAGAUACGACAUAUAGAUCUGGCAUGGAACAUAGCGUUCAUUCACCACCUCCUGGUUAUGGUAAUAACAUUAAUCCAGUUACAACGUGA
Messenger RNA from Thelazia callipaeda (thelaziosis nematode), 510 nucleotides. Lineage: Eukaryota; Metazoa; Nematoda; Chromadorea; Rhabditida; Thelaziidae. The record is from the annotation of a GenBank genome assembly.